Molecule: messenger RNA, 1474 nt
Organism: Westerdykella ornata
Lineage: Eukaryota; Fungi; Ascomycota; Dothideomycetes; Pleosporales; Sporormiaceae
Exons: 3
Coding region: 311-1321 (336 amino acids)
Source: RefSeq, a predicted model, not a curated record
CAAUCUUAUACCCUCAUUCCAACUCCAAUUGCAAGGCCUUCUUCUUUCACAACUUCAUCUCUUCGUUCUCUACUCUGCGCAACCAAACUGGGUGUUGCUCGCUAGUCUCUCUUUACUGUUAGCAUCCGCUCGCUGCUUACUACUCCACUCGAUUGUACUUGUACAACGAAACCCUCGCUAACCCGCAUUCCUUGUCUCCCAAUCAAUCAGACCCGACUCCGCACCGAGUGGCUGGAUCCGCCCGACCGCCGACCCAAGCUUCCGCUAGCCUGCCGCCACCUUCACGUGAGCGACAACGUCGUUGGAAUCCAUGGCGGGGAACUGGUUUACGUCUCCCUUUCUACCGCUGACCUCGGGGUUUGGAGCCUCUGCCUCAGCCUACAAGAAGAGGAAGACGGAGAGUGGGAGUCGGUCUGAGUCUGAGUCUGGAACCAAUACGGUCACUACGGAUACGCAGAGUGCUCCUGCUGCUGCUACAGAGAAGAAGGCCAUGGCGAAGAAGAAGGGGAAGGGCAGUGGAGGGGCAAAGGCGAAGGAGAGUGCGGAGGUACGGGAUGGGCUUGCGGAGGAGAUGGCUGCGCCGAAUGAUGACGAGUGGUAUGACACGGCGACUGCAUCCGAAGAUGGCACUCCUUCCAAGGCCAAAGUUGUUCCGGAAUAUCUGAGUGAAGAACAGCUCCUCAAGUACAUGCCCCCUCUCCUCAGCACCAACCUCCCCCCAUGCAGUGCCCAUGUUCAAGUCGCGUACGAACUGGUCGUCACCCGCCUCCGCGACCUCUGGCUUCAGUCCGGCGGCCACGCGCGCCUUACCGAUCUCUGCGAGCAGCACCUGCGCGACAUCCUUAAGGUGAAUCGCCGCACGGGAAAGUCGCCGUAUAGGCAACGCUCCCCGUGGAGUCGCGACUUGGUCUUCAAGUACCAGCAAUCCUGGGCCGAGUAUUUCUUAAGGGAGGCGGAGGCGCAAGCUCCGCAGCUCAUGACGGAGAGCGAGUUGCUGAGUAGACUGCCCAUUGUCCCGCCCGAGUUGGCGUUUCAGAAGGUGCCCGAGUAUGUCGUGGAGCUUUGGAGGAGAUGGAACGAGGGCAAGAGGAUGCGUGCACCCAGGGUGCCAGGGGUAGGGGCGAAGGAGCAUGAGGGCGAGGGCGAGGGAGCCAGGAAUGAGUGGCAUGAGGAGCGGAAUGAGGAGGAGACUACGGUCGAUGACGACGACGUGGAGGAAAUGGAGGAGGAAUUGGAGACGAGGAUGCAUGUCGAUGUCGCUGCGGGCGGGAGGAGUCGGGAGAACGACGCACAUAUGUGGUCGGAGGGCGGCCAUGACUAGAAGGGUGUGAGCGCGCAUCCGGAUGAGCUUUUGUCUUAAGGCUCGCCUUGUCCAAGAAGGAAAAGGAAAAGGAAUCAAGUCUCUUGGGUGUUUAUGGACGGAUUGGGGGUUCCUUCGUUUAUCAGAUACCCUCUUCAUGGUAGUGGAAUGGCA